Molecule: messenger RNA, 1363 nt
Organism: Oreochromis aureus
Lineage: Eukaryota; Metazoa; Chordata; Actinopteri; Cichliformes; Cichlidae
Exons: 6
Coding region: 171-1178 (335 amino acids)
Source: RefSeq, a predicted model, not a curated record
AUGACAUUUUUAUAGCGGAGUUCGUAGGCGGGACUCGAAAACGAAAGGGAAGCUGGUAUCUCUUUUUUCUUUUGUUUUCUUUCUUCUUGUUUCUUUUCACAAGUCAAGCAGCGGUUCUGUAAUUCUUCUGUUCCUUAAGAACAAAUAAGCCUCUUUACACAAAGUGAGCAAUGACUUUGAAGGCUCUCAUUUUGCUGUCAGUCUGGUUUUGCGUAUUCAUUACGGAAGUUACAGAACUUCAGAUUAUUUGCUCUUCUGAGCCAGUACAAGCAGUAUACAGUGAACGUGUCCUUCUCCAGUGCUACCUUAAGCCCCCACUGGAUGCAAAAUCUCAGACAGUGAAGUGGACUCGUGGGAAUGACAUUGUGAUCCUUCGUCAAGAUGGAAAAGACAAUGCUGGAGCACAGAGAGAGCAUUUUGAAGAGCGGGCUGCUCUCUCCCAGGAGGCGUUAAGCAAAGGAAAUUUGUCACUGAUGCUGUCCUCACUAAAACUCACUGACACCGGGAGAUACAAAUGCUCCUUUAUCACUGAUAAUGUGGAGAAAAGUUGCUAUGUUAACCUCACUGUUGGAGAGUCUGAUGUGAUUGGCUCAGAUCAACCAGUCAAAGCAAAUGUGGGUGAGGACGUCAUUCUGCCGUGUCACCUGGAGCCCCCAUUUAAUGUGUCGACUCUCACAGUGGAGUGGACAUGCAAUAAAACUUAUGUGCAUGUUUAUCGAAGUAUGAAACAUGAUCCAAAUCAACAGGACAGACGCUUUGUAAACAGAACAUCUCUCUUCUGCGACGAAAUCGGGAAAGGCAACAUUUCCUUAUUACUGAAAAAUGUGUGCAAAGAAGAUGAAGGACUCUAUAUAUGUCAUGUUCCCAAACUGCACAGUCAAGUCAGAAAGGGGAACAUUACACUAAAAGUUGAUGCAGCAAAACAUGAUACAAAACAACAGUUUAAUGGAUCAAGUAAUAAUAAUACCGCUAAAAACACUAUUGGUGUCAUUGUUGGUGUCAUUGUUGGUGGCAUUGUCAUUGCUGUCAUCGCUAGGUAUUGGCAAAACCGAAGACAAACUGGAGAGCAAAAUGAUCAUCCAAACAAUGAGCAAGUGGAGGAGCAACAACACAUUCCAUUGAGAGAAGAGCAAGAACAGCCAAACCCUGACAACUUGUCCAACUGCUUGGUUUCAUAGCAGAACAUAAAUUAAUCUCAAAAGAACUGUGUGUUGGUUUGUGGUCAUGGACAUGAAUUGUUUUGUUUUUCUUAAGUAAAAAACUAUAAGGAAACCGUUAGGUAAAGCCUUGUUGUUUGCUUUAUACGUGUGUGCUGAUAUGUAUUUUUCCUCUGCCAUAAAAAGUGCAACAUAUGUUGAAUUUU